Molecule: messenger RNA, 1828 nt
Organism: Prorocentrum cordatum
Lineage: Eukaryota; Dinophyceae; Prorocentrales; Prorocentraceae
Source: the annotation of a GenBank genome assembly
AGCUGGCCCGAUCCAUUCCCGCGGCCCGACGCGGACCGAUGCUUGGCAUGGCGCUGUCGUGCAUCCCGGCGCAGCCGAUGCGAGUCGCUUUCGGCUCCGUGCCGAUGCAGCCCGAUCCGAGUUCCGGUUCUAUCUGUUUUAUCGGUUCGAUGCUGGCUGAUCUUGCCCUCUUCUCCCCCGUAGGGGGAAGCAGGAGGAGCAUCGCCGCCUUUCCUGGUGGCCCCCAAACGGUGCGGUGCUUCAGUGGGAUUCGGGGUGAACGCACGGUUUUGGGGCUUGUUCCUCCAAGGUCCUAACGGACAGUGCGGUCGUGAUUUCGAUGUCACCGCGCAGUCUGUCCUCACAAUAUUUUGGGCCUCCGGAUUUAGCCUCUGCCUCUCAGCGAGCAGUCAGCGGAGGGCCGAAGGAGCGACAGCCGUGGGGCCCAGCGAAGACCAGCGUGAAGACUAGGAAAGUGUGCUCUGGAGCUCCAUUCUGUGAGCAUGUUGCUGUGCACCUCUGAUCGUUCAGCAUGUGGUGGCCGCCCCGGGGCUCGGCCGCCAGGGCCCCUUGGCCAUCCCCCGCGGCACGGCACCUGCAGGCCGCCGCGGGAGGGCGCCCGGCAGGCGAGCGAUGGCCCGUGCCCCUGCUGCGCUCGUGCUCGCCCUGCUGCCUGCCGCCGCGCGCGCCGGCGCGGCCGGGCUGCGAGGGGAUGCCUCGCCAGCGUCGCGGAGCGCGCCCUCGUGUCCCAGGCGCUGGGGGCGUCGAAGGACCCCGACCUCGUGCACCCGCCCCCGUGCGGGGACACGCCGUCUAACAGCUGCGGCGGCGACCCGGGGACGAUGUGUUUCGCCGACCCCACCUGCCUGGUCUUCGCGGGCCCCGGCUGCAACGCGGGCGGCACGUCGCAGGUGUGCCGCUACUGCGACGUGGGCGGCGGGACCCCUGAGUGCGAGCCGGAGUCGCCGGCAAAGGCGAACGCCGCCCUCGGCCCUGUCGUGGAUACAGGCACAGCCGCUGUCGGCACUCCAGCGACUACCCUUGAUGGCAGUGCGGCUAGCAAGCGCUCCCUUGUAGCUGCGCGUCGGGGCUCGCAACCGGACCCAGGCAACAGUGAGAUCCAACAUGAGCGCUCGUCCGCGACGAUCCAAGCAUGGAGACGGGACUCGUCAUGGGCCCCUGGAGACAAAGGUGCUCCCCAUUCGGUCACGAUUGGCGACGAUGCCAUGCCGACAGUCACUCUAGAGGCGAGGCUCUUGUCUAGAGGCUCCGCAGGCAUACAGAAGCCUCUGCCUGCGCCAUGAGCCGCGCCAGUUGUGUUCGGGCCAGGGACUGCGUUACCCAGGCGGCGCGGUGCAGGUCAGCUUUGUUUCGUGCGUAUAUCAGGCCUUGGUUUGUGGCCCGAAAGUGGGAGCCAUUAGAUGUUGAUUGCAGUGCCUGUCCUCGGUGCGCGUCUCAAGAGAUAUCGUCAGUUGCUUGACGGCUGCUGUUGCGUUCGGACAUGCGGGCUAUCCCCCCCGCCUCCUUACGAAGUCUGUGUAUAGCCUGCAGCUUUGACGCCUCGAGAAUCAGCGUAUGCCACAGGACCAUCCUGCACAAAACAGCAUAUGGCGCGCUGGUCGUUGCUGGCUCUUUUGGUUUUACCGAGUAUGUCUGCCAGCGAGGAUCCCAAGCAGUAGAUGGUUGAAGUCUCGAUUUUUUGUUUUUGUGGUGCGAACAAGGUUGUCCACUGCUGCAUCUGCCGCUCUUUCUCACUUCCCCCUGUAGAGGCUCAGUGCCUCCAGGCACCAAUUUCGAGAUUUAAGUCACCCGGAUGGCUAGGGCCCUGGAGCCACCGUCUUGAAGGCCG